GUUAAAAGUUUUCUGUAGCUUUUUGUUUUUAAUAAUUGCCUAUGGUAUAUGUAUUUGUGUGGACGGACUGCGGUAAAUAAUAAUUUAUCUAGCGGAAAAUGUCUAGGCAAUUAAUUAAUGAUGGCAAUGCAUCUACGAGAAGCUUAAAAAGACACAAAUAAUUAUGUACCUAGAGGAUAAGUAGAGAUAGCAAAUAAAAUAAUGCUAAGAAGCAGGAUUAAGGCAGUGUCCACAUCAUAUAGACACUGCCUAGAUGUAGAUAGAACUUUAAUAUUAAUAUUGUCCAGGUAUAUUACCUAGUACCUUGGCAUACAGGUGUGGAGCUGUGGAUUGCUUAAAAGGCAUCAAGUAGUCUUAAUCUGGCACUGACUAAAUAAACAAACACACCAUGGGAAACUUGCAUCAGCUAUGCGGGGUUCAAGCUCUCGCUUCUCUGUUCAUUGCCCACAUGUCCAGGAAGCCGGUCAUAGAUCGCUUUGAGCUGAGAGACGCUGGGUACUUCUUCACCAGGCCCGCUGAUGUGUUACAGGUAGAAGUCGAGGAGGUUCUGAAGAAAAACAAUAGGUUUGGACCUAGGGAGGAGAUGAGGAAGAAAUACAGACAGAAUCCGAUACCCCGUCCAGGGUCUGUCCCAGACUGUGCGUGUCCAUCACUGAAUACUCCUUCGAUUGAUUCUGUCUACUCUUCGUUCAUUUCUCAUUCCAGUUCUGCUUCUACACUACCCACUAUUGCUGUUAAAGAGCAAGUCACUCCUAGAUUGGACGAAGCAUUGUGGCAGCUGGUGACUCAAGCUCUAAACAAUGCGUUGAACAACAUGUAUGUGGCGAGAGAACACGAGCUAUAUUACGAUGAAGCCUAUCUGUGUCUCAUGGGCUGUAUGCAGAAGGCGGUCGAGACCGUCUGGGGACCAAAGAUCCAAGAGAUAACUGGGAUUAUCGACUCUAUUAUAGACGACGUAAGGCGUAUUACAUCUGAAAAGCGCAGACUGAAACUAUUGAUGACUGAUAAGCUGCCUAGCAAAGUAAACAGAUUGAAGACUGACUUCAAAGGUUACGAAGAAAAUCCCGAUUAUCCAGACCUGAAGAAAAAAGAAAUACUGGAAACCUUAAAAUCUAGACAAGGCACCUACAAUCGCUAUCCGAAAGAUAAGUUUGGAGUUUAUUUGCCCACUUGCGACAAAAGCUUAGAUGUAAGUGUCACUUACGUGCCCCCUGGAUGUGAUGAAGAAGAGGAAUCCCUGAAUAAGACUGAUGAUGAACUGCCCCUUGAUGAUAAUGAAUAGAAUCUAUCUAUUUUGGAGCUUUAAAAUGUUGUUGAUGAAGUUAUGUGGUAAGAAUUUUAUUUUGCUAAGAGAAGUUUAUAAGAGGUUUAGUUUGUGAACACUAAGGAUAGCCAAGUGAUAUUAAGUGGAUUUUACUGUAAGCUAUUUAAUAAUAUUCAGUUUAAGUUGAUUUUACCAUGACCUUGUUCAUGCAUGACGUGUUAGUGAAAUUACGAUUAUGUUAUUCUAGUUUAUA
Messenger RNA from Ostrinia furnacalis (Asian corn borer), 1517 nucleotides. RefSeq lists its product as uncharacterized. NCBI's taxonomy places the organism in Eukaryota, Metazoa, Arthropoda, Insecta, Lepidoptera, Crambidae. The transcript has 6 exons. The record is from RefSeq and is a predicted model, not a curated record. The coding region runs from base 389 to 1282 and encodes 297 amino acids.